Messenger RNA from Miscanthus lutarioriparius, 363 nucleotides. NCBI's taxonomy places the organism in Eukaryota, Viridiplantae, Streptophyta, Magnoliopsida, Poales, Poaceae. The record is from the annotation of a GenBank genome assembly.
AUGGCCAAGACAAGCUCGUUCAAGCUGGAGCACCCCCUCGAGAAGAGGCAGUCUGAGGCUAACCGGAUCAGGGAGAAGUACCCUGACAGAAUUCCAGUGAUUGUUGAGAAGGCUGAGAGGAGUGAUAUUCCUGACAUCGACAAGAAAAAGUACCUCGUCCCUGCUGAUCUUACAGUUGGACAGUUCGUGUAUGUUGUUAGGAAGAGAAUCAAGCUCAGUGCUGAGAAGGCUAUCUUCAUCUUUGUGAAGAACACCCUUCCACCAACAGCUGCUCUGAUGUCUUCAAUCUAUGAAGAGAACAAGGACGAGGAUGGGUUCCUCUACAUGACUUACAGUGGUGAGAACACCUUCGGGCUGCUCUAG